Messenger RNA from Rotaria sp. Silwood2, 2046 nucleotides. NCBI's taxonomy places the organism in Eukaryota, Metazoa, Rotifera, Eurotatoria, Philodinida, Philodinidae. The record is from the annotation of a GenBank genome assembly.
AUGUAUAUGUACAGAUAUGAAAAACGUGUUAAAUAUUAUGGACAUAUUGAAAAUAAUGAUGAAAUAAAAAAUGAAAGUGUAGUCGACGAUCAAAAUCACAAAAGUUUAGUUCAUGCAUUCGGUGAUGGUCUUCGACAAGCUCAAUUAGGUAUUCAAACUUCAUUUACUGUUGAUGCCCAAGCUGCGCUCAAUCCAGAUGAUGAUGUCAAAGUUGUCGUCACAACUCCAUCAAAACAAACAUGUUCUAUGCAAGUCAUUAAUAAUCGUAAUGGAACAUGGACUGUAAAUUAUAUUCCAAAUGAAGUUGGUGAAACCUAUAUUGAUGUAUUUCUUGGUAAUGAACUUGUUAAUGGUAGUCCAUUUAAAGUAAAUAUAUUUGAUAUUAAUCAAAUACAUGUUUCAAAUAUUGAUGCUGGAACGGUUGGUCAUUUGGUUAAAUUUCAUAUUGAUGCUAGUGAAGCUGGUGUUGGUCAAUUAGAAAUAGUUAUACAGGAUGGUCGUAUACCAUGUGAUGCAACAUCAUGUGGUACAUUUCAAUUUGAUGCGACAUUUUUACCCAAAGAACCUGGACGAUAUACUGUUGAUAUUAAAUUUAACGGAUUACCUGUACCUGGCAGUCCAUUUUCAUGUUAUGCUAAUGAUUUAUCUCGUGUUACUGUAUCCGAUAGUUUAACAAGUGGUCAUAUUGGACUUCCGUUGUCAUUUGACAUUCAUCAUUGGGAUUCUCUCAAUUAUCAUAAUCAAACUGUCCCACUUGAUGUCGUAAUUACAGCUCCAUCGGGUCGUUUUGUUCCUAUUAAACGAUCACAAUUGAACGAAAGUAUUACACGUAUAGAUUAUGUUCUAAAUGAGAUCGAUAAUAAUGAUCAUGUCAUCGGAUACGAAAACAAUUUACUAAUGUUCAUUGAAAUUAAUAAACCAAAUGAACAAUAUUUAACUCGACGUAUUAGUUUUACAGAAAAAUCUAAACAACAUUUAGAAUUAUUUCGACGAAAUUUAUUACAAUAUUCUAAUGAUAACAGCACACAUCGUGUCGAUAUUCGUUCGAAUAUUAAUAGUGGUGAAAAAAUGGAUAUUAAUGGAUCACCAUUUGCACUUAAAGCAUAUGAUACAAAUCGUUUAAUUGUGUCUGAUAUUCCACAUCUUAUUACAUAUAAUCAUCCAAUUGAAUUUACCGUUGAUGCAUCUAAAGCAGGUGAAGGUCAACUUGAAGUUGCUAUUAAUGAUGGUUUAGUGCCAAAUCAAGUAAAAGCAUUAGGAAAUUCAAAAUUUCUUUUUACAUUUAUUCCGAAAACGAAUGAUCCACAUAUAAUUUCAAUUAAAUUCAAUGGACAUCAAUUACCUGGUUUUCCAAAAGAAUGUCAAAUAUUUUCAACAAAUGACAUAACAACACGUGGUCCUGGUCUUAGUCAAGCAUUACUUGGCGCACAAACUUGGUUUACUAUUGAAACACCACAUGGUGGUUCAGAUGAUGUACAAGUUAUUGUAUUUACACCAAUAAAUGAAAAAUUAAAUCCAUCAACACGUCUUACUUCAGAUGGACUUCGAGUUGAUUGGAUACCAACAGAAGUAGGCACUUAUAACGUUCAUGUAACAUUUGCUGGUAAUCCAGUACCUGGAAGUCCAUUUCGUGUUAAAUGUUAUGAUCCAAAAAAAGUUAUUAUUACACCACCAACAAAUGAUAGUACUGUUCGUAAACCAGCAAGAUUUCUCAUUGAUGCUUCUCGAGCAGGAGAAGGAAAUCUUGAAAUCAGUGUAAACUAUUCUGGUCGUAAUAUUCCAAAUCAAGUUAAUCCCAUUGGUAAUAGUCGUUUCGAAGUACAAUUCAUUCCACAAGAAGCUACAAUACAUUAUUGCAAUAUUUUAUUCAAUGGCGAGCUUGUACCAGGUAGUCCUUUCGGUGUUAACGUUAUGGAUACACAACGUAUUGUAGCAUUUGGUAAAGGUCUAGGAUCAGUACCUGUUAAUAUUCCAACAUCAUUUACAAUUUUAACACAAAAUGCUGGUGUUGGAGAUUUAAAAUGUUCUAUAAAAGGUGUAGUAUAA